AUGGGAAACUCUGGGAGCUCAUCGUCCAAGGUGCGCCAAAAGUCGGAUUCCAUGGAUUUCCGUGAUAAGCCGCACUCAGCCAGGGUGAGCAUUCAGUCGUUAUGUGCGGCCCAUUUCAAGUGUCGAAAGCUGUGAAAAAACAAGAAUUUGUUAUGUUUAGGAGUUUUCGCUUAUGGUGGCAAUGUUUUGAAAGAAAAUUAUAGAUUUAGGGAAGAUUUUUCAGAAGUUCCCAGAGAAAGUUUGAUCGUAAAAUUGAAUAUUCUAUGAUUUAUUCAUUGAUAUAAAGCAAAAUUUUUUAGUUUUGAAGGAAUUCAUCUCAAAUUUAAACAUUCGUAGAAACACCGAAAAAAUUGAAAUUCUCGCGCAAUCUCAGUAAAGGUCAUUCAAAACUGUAUUCCAAUAAGUUUCGAAAUAUCUUUCCGAAAAUUCUGGUCAGAAAUGAGGUUAAACAACUAAAAAGUUCCUGGAUGUUUUUCAAGAAUCACAUAUAAAUCUACCAGGACUUCAACAAGAGCAAGAGCAUGAUGGAUAUGGGAACCCGAGGUCAGCCUCCAGCAAGUGCGCGCCAGAAAAGUAUCACCAGUAUCAAGGAGAAAGAGCGACCAAAAAGUGCUCGGGACGCCAAAACCACGUUCGUUUUUCCAUUCAUUUUCAAUAUUUUAAAUUUUAGUAAAUGGAACGUCGAUAUUUAGAACUUGAAGUCUCCAGAUUUUGAACCUGAAGUAAUGGUUUUCUUUCAGACCAGUGAACAACGUCGCUAGACAGAAGUCGAUGAGAAAAGAAAUCUCACAUCCAAUCACGGGCCAAGCGCGCGAAAUCAUCACACAAUGCUUCGAUAAUCCGCAUUCCGAGUUCGCCAACAAGGUUUGUAUAAUCCAUCGGAGUGAAGAAACAUGUUGAAUGAAAUAGAAAAUUUUUAGGUUCAAUUUUGAGAAAAGUAUAGAAGAUAUCAAUUUGAAAAUUGGGCAAAUCGAAGCCUUCACUGCAAAUAAUCAAGUAUAGACACUGAAAGAUAGACAAAUAAUCAGAAGCCGUGUCGUUGAACUUCAUGGUUUUUUUGAUUGAUUUUGAUUGGUGUAGUCUUUUGAAGGAUUUUCCUUGCUCUGGAAGGUCAUUAACAAUUUUUUCAGUGAGAAAAAAGUCACGAAAUUUCCAGUUUUCCAAAUUUUUAAACUCCAAUGGAGUUUCAGAAUUUCCAAUCCUGAUUCUUGACUCAUUUCCAGUGAUCCAAGCUCAUAAAUAAGUGUCAAAGGCCAUAAACAUUAUCGCUGCCAACCAGGCACCAAUAACAUUUUGUUAAAUUGUUUUCUCGGAGCGUUUACCUGGUGUGACGCAAGUGUGUUCAAUUGAUGAGAUGUUCAGUCGUCUGUUGAUCUGACAGUUGCCCCACUCGAUCGAACUUUUUUUUUAUCUCGCUAGAGUUUUUAGAGCUCAAAGAUGUAAUUUGGAGGAUUGGAAGUUUUCAUUUCUUGUAGGCGUUGAUGUUUUUACAUCUUUAGAAAAGUUCGAUGUCUGAAAAAUGAGAAGCUCUGAUUUUAAAGAAAACUCCGAGAACAGAAUGGUCAGAGUCCUGCAGCUUCCUUUCAUGGAACUAGGGAAAAAAUCUUUGCAAGCUCUCAAUCUUUCAGAAUCAACGAUUUUAGAUCGGAAUAGUGAUAAGAUCAAUCUGAGAUGAAACUUUUGAUUUUAUAACAAAAACAGUUGAACAAAUUAAAAGAGGGGAUACUGGAAAAAAUCUAUUUAUGUUUUUUACUAAUCCAUCAUUUCCUACGCCUACAGAGCUUUUUCUUCUCAUUACCUAGAAAUGAAAAGUUUUUUUUGUGCGUAUUUACAUCCGGUCGUCAGUGCGUCAGCUGUCGUUCAGGAAAGAACAAAAAUAAAAGCCGUCCGAAAGAAUCGGGUAGUUCGCGUGGAUUUUGAGGGAAAUCCAAGAGACGUCUCGGUCAAGACAAGGAACUUGCACUGAUAGAUCAGUACAUGAUAGAUCACUGAUGUUUCUUUUGUUUUGGGUUCCCAAGAUUGGGGUCAAAGAAUGGGGAUCCCGAAAAGUCUGAAUAGACAGAUUAAGUAUAUAGAAUGUGAUAAUAAGUUUCCGAGGUUGAAAGUGAGAUUUAAAAAUAGGACUAAUAUGAAAGUCUAUCGCACUGUGCACUGUUGAAAAAAAAAUCUAAUUUUUAGAUUUAAAUUCAAUAAGAACUGAGAUUAUUUAACUUUUACGCAAAUUUCAGUUUUUCAUUGACCCAUUUUCUUAUUCACCCCAUCUGUAACAAUCUUUUUCGAGUCUUUGCCAUUUUCUCUACCAUUAAAAGAGCUACGCGCCCGACCUCAAACAACUUGCGCGCGGUGACAUCGAAAUGAGAGAUUUACGUUCAAAAUUGAAGGCUUUAAUCCCAUCUUUUCCUAUUGUUUUCGAGUUCAAACUAAUUUAACUGUAUUUUUUACAUCAGAAUUAUUAUGAAACUUGAUCUUGCUCUGAUGAAAAGAGAUUCAGGAAAACAUAUAAAAGUAUGAUUCUCAGUCUAGUUUUUUUCGAAGUCACUACAAAAAUCAUUAAUUCCAGGUCCUCCAACGGAUAUUCGAGAAAAGACUGGACUACCAGAAGUUCAUCAUGCAGUUAGGCAAAGAGAAAUCUUCGUCGGUCAACAUCCGACUGAAGGAACUCAUCGAAGAAGUCGUGGCGAAGGUAAUUCUCGAGCUCCAACGCGAAAAAGAGGAAAACAAAACUUUCUCUCUCAAUGUGCAACAAGCCUUGAUUGAUUUCUGUGUGCAUAGAACUAAUUUUAAACCAAGACACAUGUGCUCAGUUUUUUUCUUCCGUUGGUCCGAUUCUCAGUAUCAUUAAGAGCAAAGUGAAAAAAGUCAUGGGAAAUGAUUUUCAAAGAAAAAAUUAUUUUUUUUUUGGUAUGCUUUAUAGUUUCUCAUUUCCUUUUUUUUUGAUCUCAUACUCACUUCCUUGUGAUUUUUUUGGAUUCAUAUCACUUCCUUAAGUGAAUGAGAUUUUGCAAAGGAUGUAAUGACUCAUUGAGGAAGUUUUUCAGAUCCACGAUCCUGAGGUCAUCGACAGACUUUCAAGGCAAUAUGGAGAAGAUCACGUUGAGCUCAAGCAGUACGGCUUCAAGCCAGAUUUCUGGGUCGCGAUUGCAGAUGCCAUGACUUUGGAAGGCGUCAUCUUGGACAUGGCUAGCCAUCAGGUUCUUUUGAAAAUAUUCCGCAAUAAACUAAGCCAAUGAGACAGGAAUUUAUGGCAAAAUUUGGAUUUUGUGUCAACUAGCUUUUUUGGAUUGGUAAAAUCUGGAAAGUUCGUGAAAAAAUUUCUAAGUCAAAAAUAAAACUCCGCAGUUAUGAUGACUCAUGCUACGGCUCAAUUACUCCGAAAAAAAGCGUUUCAUAUCCUCAAGAAGUUUUGAUCGUCUCUUUGAAGCUUCACAAAUCUGUUUGAAACAUUAAAGACGAAUAAAUACAUAAAGUGCUUGAUUUCAGCCUGCCGACACGGUCUCGGCUUGGUCGUCUUUAGUCACCAUGAUGUUCUCGGCCGUCCGUGAUGGUUACUACACGGCUCUUCGGAGACAUCGAAUGAGCUCCAGAAGACAGCUCAAACAUCAGAAUACCAUCGAUUCCAAAGAAGAAGAUGUGAGUUUCAGGAAAAUUCAAACAAGAAAGUUCUCGAAAAAAAACCAUUGAUUUGAGAAAAAUCAAUUUUAGGGCUUGGAGAACGGCGGGAUGAAUACCGUCGAUACGGUCGCAAAUGCUCCAGUCGCCACUAUGAGAAGCAUCUCGAUGUAUGCGGCAAAUGUGUCGAACUCCAUGUCCGGGUCUUCGACGUCGUUGAACCGCAGCCGAGGUGAGAAAGUUCAACUUGUCUUGAGUCAGCUGCAAAUUGGAAUCAGGUUUGAAUACUCGGAUUAGGAAUAAUGGACUAGAAAGAGUUCUUUUUGAUGCAAUCCUGACAAAAAUCCGGAGUUUCAAGAACAGAAAAUACAGUCUUUGAAAUUAAACCUUAAACUGUAGAGUUGGUCAAACAAAUUUGCUCGAUUUUUAAUAGAGCUGGAGCGUUUUAUGACCGAAAAUAAAAUCGAUAAUGGCUUUCAUAAAAAUUAAGUCAUUUUUUUCAACAGGGACAAGAUUCCUGUAUGCAUAGUAACUUUUUGUGCUAGUUUGAUUUUUAAAAAAAUGUUGUAAGUAGUUUUAUCAAAUUUUUUACGACUUGAAUCAGCGUUCCAAGUUAUCGAGUGCAGCUUGUUUCAGCUCGAAAACUUUCCUGAAUCAAAAAAAAGUUGAAUGAAAAACCGGAAUUCUCUGAUUUCCUACUAAAAUUCAAGAUUCUCAAACAAGUAUAUUCCAGAAAGCCCCGUGAGCGCUCCUAACGCUCUCCGUCGUCGACCAAUCUUCGAAUGA
Caenorhabditis auriculariae is the source of this 4395-nucleotide messenger RNA. The record is from the annotation of a GenBank genome assembly. Lineage: Eukaryota; Metazoa; Nematoda; Chromadorea; Rhabditida; Rhabditidae.